AUGACUACUGCCCUAUCUGAACAGUUUGUCCACCUUCUGAGAAGGGUAUCUUCAAGCCUGCAGAAGAGUCUACAGCGUUUUAACUCAGAUCUACGUUCUGAACUUGAUUGGGACAUUGAAACGGACGCAGAUAACACACAGGUGAAUAACUUGGCUUCCACAGAUCAAUCCACCGAUGACUACGACAGUAACGAUGACGGUGAUACCGAAAGUCCGGACGAUGAAGAUGAUGAUGAAGAAGAAGAAGAAGAAGCGGAAGACGUUGCGGAGCCUAACAGUGCCAAUUGCUGUCUAUUCUGUUCCUUCUUUGAAUGCAUCACCUUCUGCCAGAUGCCGAAAAAGCCGUUUGAUGCGAUCUACUACCGCCUACAGGCCUUCAUUAACCAGUGUCCCACUGGGUGUCCAACCUGCAUCCCGAAGCGCCAUGAGGAGGAGUGGCGCAAUCCGAAACUGUACGGACAGCGAUUUGCCAUGUGUUACUGUUGCACCCGGCCUGGUGGUAUCAUAUUAAUCAAGUACCUCGACUGCAUCCUCUGUCCCCUGUGUGUCAUCUGGGACACAAUAAAGGGCGCAGAUUACGGUUACCGCAGAUUUCGAGUACAGGCCAGAAUCCACAGACACUAUGAGAGUGAGACAGUCGUCAAUACCUGGUGGGUGUGA
Dibothriocephalus latus is the source of this 660-nucleotide messenger RNA. The record is from the annotation of a GenBank genome assembly. Lineage: Eukaryota; Metazoa; Platyhelminthes; Cestoda; Diphyllobothriidea; Diphyllobothriidae.